This is a messenger RNA of Scaptodrosophila lebanonensis, 1725 nucleotides long. Its product is annotated as cytochrome P450 CYP12A2-like. Gene Ontology annotation, molecular function: oxidoreductase activity, acting on paired donors, with incorporation or reduction of molecular oxygen; heme binding; iron ion binding. NCBI's taxonomy places the organism in Eukaryota, Metazoa, Arthropoda, Insecta, Diptera, Drosophilidae. The transcript has 3 exons. The record is from RefSeq and is a predicted model, not a curated record. The coding region runs from base 120 to 1487 and encodes 455 amino acids.
UUUUGUGCGCCAAAUGAUGCCCGGUGGCAAAUACAGUGGCAUGCAUUUUCCUGACAUCCUGUUGGACCUGCGCCAUCAGCAUGGUGUAGCCUUUCGCUUGCCGGGCAUAAUGGGCAAGAAUGAGUCUGUGGUGUCCCAAGAUCCCGCCGACUUCGAGCGAGUUUUUCGCGUGGAAGGAGUGUGGCCCGAGCGACCAGGCUCAGAUGUAUUACGACAUUAUCGAGGCGAGCUGCGAAAGUAUUUCUUUCAGGGCGUCGAAGGCAUCUUUGCCACCUAAGUUGAGCUACCAGAGAAAUUUCUACGAACUACACAUCUACUUCAGACAGGGGGAGACAUGGGGCAGCUUUCGAUCGGCCGUCAAUCCCGUAAUGAUGCAGCCGAAAACCGUCAGACUUUACUACCAAAAAAUGUCUCAGGUCAAUAAGGAGUUCAUUAAACGGAUACGGGAUAUUCGCGAUGGGGAGAGCUAUGAGGUGCCGGCUAGCUUUGAGGAGGAAAUUAAUCGCUGGACACUGGAAUCUGUUUCCGUUGUGGCACUAGACAAGCAAUUGGGUCUCAUAAGCGAGAAUCGGGAUAAUUCAAAGGCUAAGAAGCUCUUCAAUAGCCUAACUCAGUUUUUGAGGUUAACCGCUGAGCUUGAAAUGAAACCGUCCCUAUGGCGUUGGGUGGCCACGCCCAAUUACAAGAAGCUAAUCAGAACGCUGGACGAUAUACAGGAGGUGACCAUUGGCUAUGUCAAUGAAGCUCUGGAUCGCUUGGAAAGCCAACCAUCAGAUAAGCCGGAGCACGAGAAGAGUGUGCUGGAAAAGUUGCUGAAAAUUGACAGACGCGUGGCCACUGUAAUGGCCAUGGAUAUGCUGAUGGCGGGCGUAGAUACUACCUCCACCACCUUUACGGGCGUUCUGCUGUGCCUGGCCAAGAAUCCCGAUAAGCAAGCUAAGCUCCGGGAAGAAGUUUUGCGCAUUUUGCCACAAAAAGAUUCAGAGUUCACCGAGGCCUCUAUGAAGCAGGUGUCCUAUUUGUGGGCCUGUAUUAAGGAAGCGUUACGCCUGUAUCCUUUAGCAUCGGGCAAUGCCCGCGUCACCAAAUCCGACACUGUGCUAAGCGGCUAUCGUGUGCCCAAGGAGACGCCCAUCUUAAUGCUGUCACAUGGCCUGCACACCGAUGACAAGCAUUAUCCACGUGGCAGCGAAUUCUUGCCGGAACGCUGGCUACGGCAGAGCAAGGAGGCGAACGCAGCGGGUGGCGCUGAAUGUCCGCAUUCCUUGAAGGCCAGCAGUCCUUUCGUCUACUUACCCUUUGGCUUCGGCUCCCGCAUGUGUGUCGGCAAACGCAUAGUUGAAAUGGAACUGGAGCUGGGCAUAGCACGUCUGAUACGCAACUUCCACGUCGAAUUCAACUAUCCAACCAAGAAUGCCUUCAAGAGUUUGCUGAUCAAUGUGCCCAACAUUCCGCUGAAAUUCAAGUUCACUGACGUGGAACAAUGAGGGGAGAACCUUUUUGCACAAGAGAAACUUUAAAAUGUAACUAAUAUGAGUUUUAAAUAAUGGUGCAAAGGAAAACAGCAACGCAAUACAGUUGCAGCUCACGUAGCUUUCCUCCUACUUUCUCUACAAAUAUAUAUACUUGCUCCAAAAAGAUAUCAUUUCUAAUACUAUUCCAGGUAACUUACAAGUUCAGGUUCUUAAUAUUUAAUGAACAAAUAAAACAACACAUUAUUUUCUA